AGCGACUAUUUGAGACGGGGAAAGGGCCACAUGAAGACGCUAACCGGGACCAUGCAGACUUCCAGGCUGCUCAGCGGGGCACUGCUCUGCGCACUGCUGCUGCUCUCCAGCGUUGCUGGAGCCGAAGUGUUGGACACAGAGUCCGAAGAGGAGCUGAGCCCCAGAGCACUGCGGGAUUUCUACCCAAAAGGUCCGAACCUAACCAGUGAGAAGCAGCUGCUUGGAGCUCUCCAAGAAGUUCUUGAAAAGCUGCAAGCUAAACGGCUGCCUUUAUGGGAAAAGAAAUUUGGCCAAGUCCCAACGUGUGAUGUCGGGGAGCAGUGCGCCGUGAGGAAAGGCGCUCGGAUCGGCAAGAUGUGCGACUGUCCCCGGGGAGCUUUCUGCAACUUUUUCCUGCUGAAGUGCUUAUGAGUCUCGCCGGAUCUGAAUGUAGCUUUGAGAUGGGGAGAAAAAAAACUGUCACACGAUUCCUUUGUAAUUACUGUCAUAUUUUUUAUGAUACAGCUGAGGAGCAGGUGCGGUGAUUGCCUAACCCUUACGAAA
Molecule: messenger RNA, 543 nt
Organism: Micropterus dolomieu (smallmouth bass)
Lineage: Eukaryota; Metazoa; Chordata; Actinopteri; Centrarchiformes; Centrarchidae
Gene: cart3
Product: cocaine- and amphetamine-regulated transcript protein
Exons: 3
Coding region: 31-411 (126 amino acids)
Biological process (GO): cellular response to starvation; G protein-coupled receptor signaling pathway; negative regulation of appetite
Molecular function (GO): neuropeptide hormone activity
Source: RefSeq, a predicted model, not a curated record